Stylonychia lemnae is the source of this 1770-nucleotide messenger RNA. The record is from the annotation of a GenBank genome assembly. NCBI's taxonomy places the organism in Eukaryota, Ciliophora, Spirotrichea, Sporadotrichida, Oxytrichidae.
AUGAGAACCACCCAAUCCAGAGGAUAAUAUUUAGAAAGUAGUCGGCCAACAUCACCUCUUCUAACGAGUGACCAGCCCAGCACAUUAUUUACCUAACAACAGAUGAUCUCCAUAAGUAUGGGCCGAGAGGUAUCUAUAGAUGAGAUCCAAAGAUCUAUUCCACACUGCCGAUUCCACUAUAUACUUAUCUUAAUACAUUUGCUUCUCUAUGUAUCGACCUCAUUUAUUGUGUAUAACUUCGCAUACUUUCAAAUGAGCCCAAGAUACAAAUGCACUUUCACAGAUCCUUCGUCCCCUGAAUUUCUAUACACCUCUGAGUGUACUAAGGAGCAAAUUUGCUCUGCAGAUAGCCCUAAUCAAGUUUGCAUGGGGGAUAAAAGUAUUAAUUAAGUCAAUUCAAUUGAGAUAACUGAGCAAAACAAAAAUCACAAACUAAUAAAGUGGGAUAUCUAAUGGGACAGCACUCACAGCUUAAAAAACUGGAUUACUUGGCUGAACUUGCAUUGCGCUGAUAAUUACAAAAUCGGUAUGUUUGGAUCUCUGUACUUUGCAGGAUUUCUAAUAUCUUGCCUCAUAUUUCCUCCCCUUUCAGACAAGUAUGGGCGCAAGGAUCUCUUUUUAAUGGGCGGACUGUCUUAAUUAAUAGUAAUUUCCAUCAUGCUACUUGAUAAAAGCAUUGAGAUUCAGCUAAUAAUGAUCUUCUCUUUGGGAUUUGCCUAGCCGGUCAAGUCUAUGAUAGCAUAUACCCAUCUUAUGGAAUUUCUGCCUGGUAGAGAAUCCAAAAUAUCAGGAGUCUUUAUGUUCCUUGACGGACUUGUUAUAGUGAUCACACCAUUCCUGAUACACUUAAUAAGUUAGGAUCUGAAUAUGCUCUUGUUUAUUGCACUCUUAUUCAAUGUCGUAUCUCUUGUGCUUUUCUUGAUCACAAGAAUUCCAGAAUCUACAAAAUAUCUCAUUCAAAACUAAAAGUACAUUGCAUUUGAAAAAGCCAUUUAAAGAGUAAAAUCUCUAGGAGGUCUCAGCGAUUAGUAAAUUGCAAAAACAUUUGCACUAUUAAAAAUCUAUGAGCUUUAACAAAGGACCAAGGUAGUUAUUGACUAGCAACUAAACAACACAUGGAAUAAGAAUUCGAUUGAGAGACUAAAGGGUGCUAAAAACAUUGCUUAUAAUCUUGUCCUAAUGACCAUUUCUUGGACUUGUGUAAGCUUCAGCUAUUUCAUGAUAAGCUUCUUCAUAAAAUAUCUUCCUGGUGACAUAUAUGAGAACUAAUCUGUAUCAGGCCUCUCUGCAUUUGCAUUUCUUUUUGCUGGACCGAUCUCAAGAAAGCUUGAUAACAAAAUAACACUAACUCUAUCAUUCUUAAUUGCAACUCUGGCAUCCUUAACAAUGGUAGUUUUCAUGUAACUAGGAAUCUCUCCCGAGGAUGGCCUAUCAAUUUUUAUACUGCUGAUAAGAUGUGGUGUUAACUUGGCUUUUUGCCUAGUAUUCGUCAUUCAUACCUAGUUAUUUCCUCCCAAUUUCCUUGCAACAAGCUAUGGAAUAUGCAACUUUUUCUGUCGAUCAGUUACUCUGUUUGCACCAAUUAUUGCAGAGGUGGAGGACAAAAGCAUUCCAAUGUAUACACUCUUAGCUGCCUGUUUCAUCGGAACUUUGUCCUCUUUUUCAUUGAGGUAGAUGACUGAAAAGGAAGAGACCCUUAUCACGAGUGAUUACCCAAGCAUUUCAAAUACUCCAAGGGAUAGACAUAUGAGUAUAUCUCUCAUUAAGUGA